This is a messenger RNA of Solea senegalensis (Senegalese sole), 3452 nucleotides long. RefSeq names its product ubiquitin specific peptidase 1 (gene usp1). The transcript is spliced from 9 exons. Gene Ontology annotation, cellular component: cytosol; nucleus. The record is from RefSeq and is a predicted model, not a curated record. Gene Ontology annotation, biological process: protein deubiquitination. Bases 360 to 2807 code for a protein of 815 amino acids. Lineage: Eukaryota; Metazoa; Chordata; Actinopteri; Pleuronectiformes; Soleidae. Gene Ontology annotation, molecular function: cysteine-type endopeptidase activity; cysteine-type deubiquitinase activity.
AUAUUUUGCAUGCAAAUGUCUGUGGUUGUAUCUUUUUUAGAUACAUGAAUGUGUAUUCUUAAAAUGUCAACGUAUUUAAUUGAAAUAUCUUUUCGGUGUGGGCUUAUUUUUUACUGGGCGUUUUCCCCCGGAUGUUUUGACGUCGUGACGGUGUUUCACCGGCGGUGUAUCAGCCAGUGGGUCUUCGAGCAGGAAAAAGCGCCAACUUAUGCAGCACCUUGGUCAAAUUCUCUGCAAAUGGCUUUAAAACUGGACUUUCACUAACAUAUAGUGAGCUUAAACGUGGGAUGACUCGUUCUGUGAGGGGCGCUGCUGCAACUAGGUAGACAAGUAAUCAUCCUGAAGCUGCCAGAGUGAAGAUGCCAGGUCUGCAGGGUGAAAAUGUUGUGGCGGCUGUGGGGAGCCCCAUCAAGAGGAGUAAACUGUCUCUGAAGUUCUUCCAGAAGAAAGAAACCAAAAGGGCGCUGGAUUUCUCUGAACCCCAAACGGAUGAAUCUAAAACAGCUGAUCCAGUGGAGCAAGAGGCCAGCACCUGUGAUGACGUGGUCUUUGGUCCUUCACCAUGUCCAGCCUCCCCUGGCCUCCUGCCAUGUGAGAAGAGAGAGAGUUUGUUGCCAUUUGUGGGGCUCAAUAAUCUCGGCAACACCUGCUAUUUGAACAGUAUCUUACAGGUUCUCUACUACUGUCCAGGACUCAGAGCGGGCAUAAAGAAACUGUACGAUUUGUCAAAGGGAAUAGACAAACCCAAGGAAGAAACGGAUAAAAGCGAAGAGGAGUCGGAAGACGCAGUAGAAUCCCUGCCGGCUCACAUUGAGCUCCUUGGAAGCUUCAACAGUCUGAUAACAUCAGUGGAGCAGCUGCAGUCCAGCUUCCUGCUCAACCCCGACAGCUGCAGUGACGGAGAGCUCGCCACACCGCCUCGAAAAAUACUGCACACCCUCAGGCAGUUGAACCCCAUGUAUGAAGGCUAUCUUCAGCAUGAUGCCCAGGAGGUGUUGCAGUGCAUCCUGGGAUACAUCCAGGAGGCCUGUGACACCAUCAGGAAGGAGCAGCAGUUGGAGAGUGAGGAUGACAAAGCUGCAGUAGUCAAAAUAGAGAAUGAUGCUCAUUUGGGUUCAGGCACCUCUGCAGCAGAAUCCAAAAGUCUGACAGAUGAGGAUGGUCAAGUCACUGGCAAGAGAAAGAGCGACACAGAGGUGGGCAAUGCCAAGAAGAAGCCAAAAUCUGUCAAGUCUAAGAAGUCUGACGUGGAGGAAAUCAAUAAACCCCUUACUCGCUCCAAAAGAAAGUCGUCAAGUGACAUCACGACAAAUGGCAUCCAGGAUAAAGCUGGAGAUGAUAGUGCAGAGAAGGAAGGAAUGAAGAAGCUAAAUGAGGAAGGAGGGAGUGAUGAGGGAAAGGCUGAAAAAACCUCUAAAGAGACGGAUGGGAAGAAGAAGAAACGUGCUAAGCUGAGCUGGCUGAUGCCCUCUGUGAAACAGCCAAGCAUUUUCUCCAAGUUUCGCAGCGUUGGAAGAAUCAGCUCAAUUUCUGUGAAGAAUCAAGAGAACCCAGAGAAUGGACAGAGCGAUCAGAAGAGUCAGAAGAAAGACAGUAAUAAGAAAUCACCACUGAACGUGGCUGAAGAGAAGACUGCAAAACAUCACGUUUUAGGCCUGGACCUGAUGGAGCGCUUGUUCCAGGGUCAGCUGGUUCUGAGGACACGUUGUCUGGAGUGUGAGAGCUUCACAGAGAGGAGGGAGAACUUCCACGACAUCAGCGUCCCAGUGCUCGAUGAUCCACCCUGCAGCCCAGACGAUCUCUCAGAGGUGUCUCCAGAUCCAAAACCGGAGCUGAAGACUCUGAAAUGGGCCAUCGCCCAGUUUGCUUCAGUGGAGCGCAUCUUUGGAGAGGACAAAUACUUCUGUGAGACCUGUCAUCAUUACACAGAGGCGGAGAGAAGCCUCCUGUUUGACAAGACUCCUGAAGUGAUCACCAUUCAUCUCAAGCGCUUCUCUGCCAACAGUUUAGACUUGGACCCGUAUGCCGGCCUCUCUAAAGUGAACACUCCCCUGCAGACCCCUCUGACCUUGUCUCUGGACGAGUGGUGCACCCGUCCCUCGUCCACAGAAGGUCAACGUUACCAGCUAUUUGCUGUGGUCAUGCACAGUGGCAUCACCAUCAGUAGCGGCCACUACACCGCCUACGUCCGCAUGUCUGACCUGAAAGACGUGAAGCUCUGCCCGCAGGACAGAGAGGGAACGGAAAAGGAGCAAGAGCUGAAGGAAAGCAGGGAGGGAACACAGGCGAAAGAUGAAGCCCUGGACUACGAUGAUGGAGAAGUUUCUUUCAGCCUGAAGGCGAGGGGGCAGAGAGGUGCCAGUCUGGCUAAUGGCAAAAUGGCAGGCAAAAAAUUGUGUGAGGGUGGGGUUGGACUGUUGGGGGGUCAGAGGAGUUUGUCCAGUUAUGAGGUUGCCAGCAGCAGCAGCAGCAGCAACAAACACACAGAAAAAUCCAACAGUAGAGCAACAGAAGGAUCUAAACGGAGAAAGACGAUCAGCAGUUUGGGCAAAAAUAAUGAAGCUGGACUUAAAAAGGAGCCGGAGGAAGGCGAGGAGGUGUCCACAGCUUCCUGUGGCGUGGCUGCUUCCACAGAGCAGCAGGCUUUGAACAACCUCCUGGAGUACGAAGGCAAAUGGAUGCUGUUUGACGACUCCGAGGUGCAUUUGUUUGAAGAGGAGGAUUUCCUACAAGCUUGCUCUCCUGAGACGUGCUCCUCAUCAACGCCAUACCUGCUCUUCUACAGGAGGAUGCCAGCUGGAUGCUAACAUAAACACACGGGACAGUUUAAAGGGAUUGUGCCUGGCAAGUGCUCAGAAAAAGGGACAGUGCCAAAAAUACUGUGGUUGCCAUAUUUAAGUGACUUUCAGGUUAGAAUCCAUCUGCUCACAUUGUUUCAUGUAGUUAAAUUGAGAACUAUCUCGAUGACUGAGGAUGUGAUUUUCUUCACGUCAGGGAUGACUAAACCUUUUUUAGACUUUGUUGUACGCUGUCUUUUUGCAGUCUGCCUUUACAAAGUUCUCUUUUUGAUUUGUCAUGUAUGUAUGUUUUCUUUUUUUUCCAGAUUGGAAAAAGCACUUUUAAACUAAAUCAGAAUAUAACGUGCUGAAUAUUUUUGUUUGUUUUUUUCUUUUUUUUUAUGUUUCAUUGUAUUGGGUGUAGAGGAGUUUGUCACUGCUGUGUAUUUGGACUGAUUAUGCAACUUUAAAAAGCCAAAUAAACAACAAAUCCUCUCCACUGACAACCUGAAGUGAUACACACUGUAAUGCUGGAAUGUGUCAUAAUCCUCGUUUACAUUUCACUCAAACAUGAACACGUUUGUGUAUCAAGCCUGAAUCUAAUGAGAUUAUGUAAGUGAACCAUGAAGUCUUAACUCCUUCCCUAGAUACAAUAAAAUGCAAUUGGGGCUGCAA